This is a messenger RNA of Spea bombifrons (plains spadefoot toad), 3253 nucleotides long. RefSeq names its product serine/threonine kinase 31 (gene STK31). Gene Ontology annotation, molecular function: ATP binding; protein kinase activity. The record is from RefSeq and is a predicted model, not a curated record. The coding region runs from base 1 to 3009 and encodes 1002 amino acids. Gene Ontology annotation, biological process: protein phosphorylation. NCBI's taxonomy places the organism in Eukaryota, Metazoa, Chordata, Amphibia, Anura, Pelobatidae. The transcript is spliced from 24 exons.
AUGGCCCACUCCCAUUGGGACAGCCUCUCCUCCAUUCCUCCAAUCAAUGGACAGGGUAGCGCUCCAGGAGUCCUGGAUAACACCGCAGAUAUCAGAGAGAAGCAGACCAAGAAAGAAGGAAAGCUGAGCUGCAGAAAAGGAGUGGAGAGUGUAUAUGUAUCUCACGUGGAGGAUGCCGUGACAUUUUUUGCACAGCCGCUGAGUAGAAUCCAUGACAUUUCUAGACUGAGUAACUCUUUGGCCAAAGCGUGUCUGUCAACGAGCGCUGUAUUUGGAAUUCCUGAUCAAGAUAAGAUUUAUGCAGGCUUGUUUUCAGCUGAUAAGUGCUGGUACCGAUGUAAGGUGCAGCAUGUGGUUAAUGAUGACCAGUGCGCUGUGACAUAUAUUGACUACGGAAAUUCAGAAGUUUUAAAUAGAUCCAGCAUUGUUGAACUUCCAGGCGACUUCCAGUUUGCACCUAUUGCACAGAAAUACAGACUCUGGGGUCUUCAGCUUCAAACGAGCACAGAUAUAGAACAGGGAAUUAAAUUUCUAUCCAGUCUCAUAGCUGACAAGCGAAUCUCUGUCCAGCAAAAAGCAGCCUACAAAGACGGCACUGCAAUUGUCCACGUUGUGCAUGAAAAUCUUGAUAUUGGGGAAGAAGUUGCCAAAAAGGGAUUUGCAGAGAAAUGUAAAAUAGUGAACAGUGUGGAAGAGUUCACAGAUAGUCCACAGAGUAAUGUAAAUAUACGCUUUCCGUGGCGAAGCAGAAAGUUGGAGAAGCCGCCUAUGAGGGAGCCGAAAUCCUUUCCAGUGUUCGCAAACUCCUUCGUGGACCAGAAAGCGUCCGACUUGCAGAAGGAAAAUUUAUGCAGCAACAAUUUACCAUCAGUGAGGUCAAAGAAUUUUCCUGAUAAAACCAUUGGGAAUGGAAUGAAAAGCAACCAAAACCUUUUGGAUGAGACUAAGCAGCUGAAAUCCGAGAAAGAAGUUUUAUUGCAGAAGGUUAAUGAGCUAGAAAUCCAGAUACAGCAGGGUGCCCUGCAAUCUGAGAAAGAGAAGGCGUUAUCAGAAGAAGCUAUUCGUAAUUUGGAAAAGAGUCUGCAGUCUGCUGUAGGGAACAAAUUGAAAAUUUUAACUUCCAAGAUUGAGAUACUUAAAAAUGUGAGGCGUGAAAAUGAAAACAUGAAUAUUGCUGAUGAUCUUCUUGAGGCCGUUAGUGUUGUAACCACAGAAAGGCUGUCUGCCCUGACCUCUCUAAAUCAACUAGAGAGAGACUGGACUGAAUACAACUUGGCACAGGAGAACAUCAGGUGCUGCUCAGAUGUGGACAAGUUAGAUGCGCUUACAACAAUCAGAGACCAAAUACAGCAAACUCUGCACUCCUCUGUUGCCACUUUUAUUCUUGAGGUUGAUGAGUUGCCUCUCGAAGCCCGCAGAGCAAAGUUACAGGCGUUGCUGCUUUCUCUUGCGGCUACAUACGGAGCCUCUGGUGACUGUGAAGACUUGGAUACAGUGUUUGAUGAUUUUUUUAAAUGGAAACAGGCCAAGACAAUGCAGUUUGAUUCUGUCAGAGAUAAUACCAACAAUUCAUUGGGAGUUCUUUCAAAAUGGUUCUUUAACAUCAAAGAGUUUUUUGAUCUGACGGCAAACACAUCCUUGGGCUGUUCUGAAGUUGUAGGUAACAUUGAUGAUAUCUUGGAUCGCGCAGAGUCAGACAUCUCUAAGGAGCUGGAAAUCUCUCUUGUGGAAGAAGAUGAAGCAGACCGCAAAAUAAUACUAAAUGCAUAUAUCAGAGUUGUGGAUCAGAUCCAGAAGGAGCUUCAUCUAAUUUCUGUUAUUCAGUCAAAGUAUUCUGCCAGUGUUGAAUUUAAAAAGAACAUUGUUGAAUGGAUUGGCAGAAACCCUAGUGUUGACUACUUAAUGUCAAUCAAAAAGGCUAUAAAACAGUUGAAGACUCAGCUGAGGUGGAAAUUAGUUGAGAGGAGCAGUUUGGAAGAGGCGGACGAAUUCAAUGAAACUGCUCUUGCCGACGUGCAGAAUGACAUAACAGUCCUACGAAAUAAUAUAUUCUCCGAAAUACGUAAAGAACAAGAAGAAUAUGGGACACUAAGCACUUUGGUUCAGAAAUGGUUUCCAGAACUUCCUCUUAUUUACCCGGAAGCAGAAAUACUAAGAUACAUGAAAUCCGGAGGUCUCCUUUCUGGCAGUAUGGAACGUGAUCUUUUGGAGGCUGAGCCGAUGAAGGAGCUUAGUAGCAAGCGGCCCCUUGUGUGUUCUGAUGUUCAGAACAAGUUGGUGCUGUUGAAGGUGUAUUCUGUAGGUGUGGACACAGAAGAAAAAGUAAUAGACAGGGCUUCAAAAUAUCACAAAGCAUGGUCUGAACAGAAGGAGGACUCUGGUCUCAUGGAAUUGAUAUGCCUGUUUUUUUGCAAGUCUGAUCCUAUGGUUUACUUGAUGGUUCCAUUUUAUCCUGGUGAAAGUUUGGGAGCUCUGCAAGCGAGCAAGUAUUUAAACUCAAAAGAAAUUAUAAAGGUGAUGAGCGGAGUAGCACGUGGCCUGCAGAGUCUUCAUGCUGCUGGGAUUAUAGUCGGUGCCCUACAUGAAAAUAAUGUGUUUGCUGUAAACAGAGAGAAGGGAAUUGUUGGAGACUUUGACUUAACAAAAAAUGCGGAGCAGCGGAGUUCUGUCACAUCUGCUUGUUUUCCAUACUUGACAGCUCCAGAAUUAAAACUUGGACAGCCAGCUUCAGAGUUCACCGAUAUAUUUGCUUAUGGUUGCAUCCUCUUGUGGCUCUGUACGAGGAAACAUAAUGUUGCUGCCAAACAAGAUGGGAUGCCUGAUCUUGAUGGCCUUGACAUAGAUGCACAAGUAAAGGAUCUGCUGUGUGGUCUCCUCUGUAGUGAAAAUCGCAUCAGGGCAGCUGAUAUCACAGCUCAUGAAUGUUUUAAGUUGGCCGAUGAGACUGUAAAUGUUGUGGCUGAUACAGAUUAUGAUGCUGCUAAAAGCACGCCUGCAGAUUUUGCAUGAAGAAUCUGCACAAUUCCAAAACUUUGUUUUGUGUUCAUCUUUUGUCCUCUCGUGAAACAGUUUGUUACGUUGGUUAACUGCUAAAUCUGCAGAGCAGGUACCUUAUUGUGUCAGUUAUCCCCAGAUUUCAGAUACUGUUUUCAGUAACUUUUUUUCUUUGUCUCUCACUUCUUCUUUGUAGAAAACACUACUCUACUACCUUAUUUGACUUGGUAAAAUACUACAUCUAUUAUAUCUUAUGUUU